Messenger RNA from Meyerozyma guilliermondii ATCC 6260, 1344 nucleotides. RefSeq names its product Lys22p (gene LYS22). The transcript has a single exon. NCBI's taxonomy places the organism in Eukaryota, Fungi, Ascomycota, Pichiomycetes, Serinales, Debaryomycetaceae. Gene Ontology annotation, cellular component: mitochondrion. The record is from RefSeq and is a predicted model, not a curated record. Gene Ontology annotation, molecular function: homocitrate synthase activity. Bases 1 to 1344 code for a protein of 447 amino acids.
AUGAGUCACUCACACCCGCUACACCGUUCUCUGCAUGAGUCACAAGCAAGUGAAAUAUAUUAUUCAGCAGAAAAUUCUGUUCCCAUAAUGUCGAUGCCCAACCCUUAUGGUCCCAAUCCGUCCGACUUCUUGUCGAAUGUCGGCAAGUUUGAAGUUAUAGAGUCCACUUUGAGAGAAGGAGAACAGUUUGCCAACGCCUUUUUUUCCACUGAAAAGAAGAUCGAAAUAGCCAAGGCUUUGGAUGAUUUUGGUGUCGAUUACAUCGAAUUAACCUCUCCAGUUGCCAGUGAGCAGAGUAGAAAGGACUGUGAAGCCAUCUGCAAGCUCGGACUCAAGGCCAAGAUUUUGACCCAUAUCAGAUGCCAUAUGGACGAUGCUAGAGUUGCGGUGGAGACCGGAGUCGAUGGUGUGGAUGUGGUUAUUGGAACUUCUCAGUUUCUCAGACAAUAUUCCCACGGUAAGGAUAUGAACUACAUUGCCCAGUCUGCCAUCGAGGUGAUUGAGUUUGUCAAGUCCAAGGGUAUUGAAAUCAGAUUUUCGUCAGAAGAUUCGUUCAGAUCCGAUAUCGUUGAUUUGCUCAACAUCUACCGUACUGUCGACAAGAUUGGUGUGAACCGUGUUGGUAUUGCCGACACCGUUGGAUGUGCCAACCCUCGUCAGGUUUACGAGUUGGUCAAGACCUUGAAGUCGGUAGUCACCUGUGACAUCGAAUGCCAUUUCCACAACGAUACAGGCUGUGCCAUUGCCAAUGCUUACACUGCUUUGGAAGCCGGUGCCAAGUUGAUUGAUGUAUCUGUGUUGGGAAUUGGUGAGAGAAACGGUAUCACUCCUUUGGGAGCUUUGAUGGCCAGAAUGAUCACCGCCGACAGGGACUAUGUCUUGUCCAAGUACAAAUUGCAUAAGUUGAGAGAUUUGGAGAAUUUGGUGGCCGAUGCUGUUCAGGUGAACAUUCCUUUCAACAACCCCAUCACCGGUUUCUGUGCUUUCACCCACAAGGCUGGUAUUCAUGCCAAAGCCAUUUUGGCCAAUCCUUCUACAUACGAGAUUCUCAAUCCAUCUGAUUUCGGAUUGACUCGUUAUAUUCACUUUGCCAAUCGUUUGACUGGAUGGAAUGCCAUCAAGUCGAGAGUGGACCAGUUGAACUUGAACUUGACCGACGAACAGUGCAAGGAAGUGACCGCCAAGAUCAAGUUGUUGGGAGAUGUCAGACAAUUGAACAUUGACGAUGUUGAUUCCAUCAUCAAAGAUUUCCAUGCCGAGUUGGGAACCCCUGCGUUGAAGCCUGUGCUCGGCGACAGAGAUGUGAGUGAGGAGCCCAUUUCCAAGAAGCAAAAAAGCACAUAG